AGAGAGACAGACAGACAGACAGACAGACAGACAGGCAGACAGACAGACAGACAGACAGACAGACAGACAGACAGCAACAGUUGUCACGAUGUCUGGGAUCAGAUGAGAGGGGAGCGCUGCCGUGAACACUGCGGCGCUGCUGUCAUUCCGGCCGGCCGGGGGAAACGUGUUGGCGCCUGGGUCCCGCCUGCAAUGGUUCCGUCCUAAUCAGGCGGCCAGCGGGGGGAGCGGUGCGCAUCUGUGAUUUCUGCGGAGGGGGGGUGGUGCGAGGAGGAUCCGGGGCUGGCUCAUGAUCCGCGCAGCAGGGAAACGGACUGUUGCGUCUGCAGAGAGCUGACGAGCCUGCCCACGCUCACGGGCACACGCAGGCAGGCCGAAGCGCAGCGCGGGAGGGGGCGACAGCCUGCUCGGGCUCUCUGGGAUCGAGCCCCCUCCUAUUUGCAGCCGGAACCCCCACCCGCCAGUGUCCCGCUUUGGAUGGGGGGGAAGCAGAGCACGGCAGGGCGGCCGCGGGGAGCUUUUCCCGGCGUGUCCUCGGAUGACAGCGCGGUGCCACCGUCGGCCCACUUCGUUCACUACCGACCGAGCGGCACCAUGGGCCUGCGCAGCCGCUCGGUGAGCUCCGUGGCUGGGAUGGGCAUCGACCACAGCCCCGCCGUGCCCUUCGGCUUCUACACCCCCAGGGGGACGGACUCGGACCGAGCCGGAGGGGGGUCAGCGGGGACGACCGCGCCCCCCCACGGAACCGGCUACCAGGACACAGGGGGCGGAGGGCACCGAACGGACGGGGUGCUGUAUCUGGGGUCCCGGGGGUCGCUGGCUGACACCUUACCCCUGCACAUCGCCCCCCGCUGGUUCAGCUCACACAGCGGAUUCAAGUGCCCUGUCUGCUCCAAGUCUGUGGCGUCCAAUGAGAUGGAGGUUCACUUCAUCAUGUGUUUAAGCAAGCCCCGCCUCUCCUACAAUGAUGAUGUGUUAGCGAGGGAUGCCGGGGAGUGUGUGAUCUGUCUAGAGGAACUGCAGCAAGGGGACACCAUAGCCAGACUGCCGUGCCUCUGCAUCUACCACAAAAGCUGUAUAGACUCCUGGUUUGAGAUCAAUCGCUCCUGCCCAGAACACCCGUCUGACUGACCGAUCAGUGAUCUGUUCAAGGACGUGCUGUGAUCCUUCCAUGGAUUUCUGGACAAUGCAACUGAACUGGAUGAAACAAUCAGAGCGAUCAUCACAUUUUUGUCCUGAUUGAAUCCAUCUCUGCAGAUAAUCGCUCCUGAACAGAACCAAAAAAAAAAAAAAAAGAGUGAAGCCA
This is a messenger RNA of Oryzias latipes (Japanese medaka), 1306 nucleotides long. RefSeq names its product zinc and ring finger 1 (gene znrf1). Gene Ontology annotation, biological process: protein K48-linked ubiquitination; proteasome-mediated ubiquitin-dependent protein catabolic process. Gene Ontology annotation, molecular function: ubiquitin protein ligase activity. Gene Ontology annotation, cellular component: intracellular membrane-bounded organelle; cytoplasm; membrane. NCBI's taxonomy places the organism in Eukaryota, Metazoa, Chordata, Actinopteri, Beloniformes, Adrianichthyidae. The record is from RefSeq and is a predicted model, not a curated record.